This is a messenger RNA of Striga hermonthica, 474 nucleotides long. The record is from the annotation of a GenBank genome assembly. Lineage: Eukaryota; Viridiplantae; Streptophyta; Magnoliopsida; Lamiales; Orobanchaceae.
CCAAUUCCACUGUGCCCGACUUGCGGACGACUUCAUCGGGGAGAGUGCCAUGUGGGUCAGGAUAUCUGCUACUACUGCCACGAGCCGGGACAUUUUGCGAGUCGCUGUCCGAAGAGACUCCAGCAGCAGCCUCAGCAGCCACCACAGCAGCAGCAGCCACGUCAACAAGCACAGAGUCCGCCUCAGCAGCAGCAGCAGAGGGGCAGACAGCAGGCCUGGGUUUACGCGGUUGAUCAGGCAGAGGCAGCACAGCAGCCAGGUACUAUGUCAGGGAUGGUUGUUCUCAAUGAUAUUCCUGUGUUUGCUUUAUUCGGUACUGGAGCAACACAUACUUUCAUUUCACGACGAUGUCUCGAUGCCAUCGGAGUUCACGCCAUUACUGCUGUCGAUCCUCUCGAGAUGAGUUUAGCCUCGGGACGAAAGAUAGUGACCUCAGCUAAAGCCUCAGAUCUUAGCCUUUCCAUCGGUGGCCGA